AUGCCAGGCCCGGCGUCUCUGUCGCUGUUCUUGACCAACCUCAAGCUCCUGGAUCUCGACCAGCUCCCCGACUGGCCUGACAUUACAGCCGAGACAUUUGCCGCCUCCGGAACCACCUUGCAGGACCAGAAGAGGCGAGUACAGUGCGUAGAAUGGGCCUUGUAUCAGCUGUUUGUCAUCUGGGAUCCCGAAGAGGCAGCGAAUAAGCUGAAGCCUUUCUACCCACCUGCCGACCAGCUCCAGUCUGUCAACCUCCGCGCCGCGCUCGUCAGAGCCCUCGAGCAAGCCAAGAAAAAUGGCGACCUCGGCCGGGACACCAUCAUCCGCAAGACGAUGCUGGACGAGUGCAAGGGCGAGAGGCUGGAGGAGGUCCUGGCCUUCUUUUCCACCGCCGUCCUGAAAAAGGUCGUUUCUGACAGCCUUGCCGCCAGUCGUGGCUAUGUGACCCCCGUCGUUGAGCUGGCCUUUGAGAACAAGGGCUACAAGAGCGAAAAGUCGCAUCUGAUUGCCCUCUCCAUGGCCCACAAGGCUUCCAUCCGACAGCUCUUGCAGCGCAAGGAGGCUGCUCGAGCUCGCUUCCAGGGGUUUGCCAAAGUUCUCGACGAUAAGGAAGAUGAUAUCAUCCGUAGACGAGAGGCCCUUGAGAUCAAGGAGAUGGAUGGCGGCGGUCAGGCCGUCUCUGACAACGCCAGAGCCGAGAUGCGACGGACUGUGCGCCACAACUGGUCGGGCAGCGAAGCCUGGAUGGAGGCUCUCUUAUGCGGAGACGCAAAGCAUGGCGGCCUGCUGGCUACCAAGUUCGACAGAGUCUGGAGACGAGCCCAGCAGGGCCGGCUGGACGAGCUGGACACGGACGACGUUGGACUCUUGGAGCAGCUGGACAGCAGGGUCAAGAUGCAGAGGGACAGGCUCCGCAAGUGGGAUGCUUUCCGCAGGAGCACAUUCGGCGAGACGAGGUCCACGCCGACCAAGCCCAGGACAUCUGCUGCCAAGACAAAGGGCAUCGACCUCGGCUUCUCUGCUCACUUGGACUUGCAUACCGGCAUAAGAGUCAAGCCGACCAGAGUUGCACUGUUCCAGCAUGCGCCCCAGAUGACGGACGAUUAUGCCGCGCUGGUCUCGGAUCUGAAAUACGAGCUGGGAAAGAUCACCACUAAGGAGGUCGACAUUGCGCCUCUAAUCAGGAAGCGAACCCCUAAAAACUUUCCUGGACGGAGCACCUACGACUUGACGCAGCUCGACGACUCGCCGCUCGCCGCUCCUCCUUCUCUUUCCCCACAGCGCAAGCCUUCGGGAUACCAUACGCCGACACGUCGUCGGUCACCAGAGGCACCGAAACCAGCUGCAAGGCAAAAGGCGCUCUACAGCCCGCCGCGGGUAUCCCCUACGAAGGAAUCUGCGGCCGGGGCAGAUGACAUGAAAGGCACGACUCCGUCGCCCGUGAAGCGCACCAAGCCUCGACACACUUUGUCCUUGGCUGAGCGGACUCGGCUCUCGAUGAGCCGGAAGAAAUCCCUAUGCUUCGAAGACGAAGAGCUUGAUCCGCCCACCCCCAUCACGCCUUCUACCAUGCCUACGAUUACAGCUGUGAACCCGGAUUAUUCAGAGGACCUUGCUAGUCGGACUCGUCGAAGCAUGGCCGGGUUUGAAAAGGCCCAGCAAAAGGCCCAGAUGGAGCGGCGUAGGAGCCUGAGAAGGGCCAAGGUGCCCCCGCGAAAGGAAGGUAGCUACUUCCCAAGGGUGGACGAGGAUCUCAGCGAGACGACUCAGCUGUUGGAGCAGCUGGCUGAGGAAUCGGAUGUUGAGGCUGUCUUUCGAUCGCGACCCAAGAUUGGCCAGAGCCUGCAGCCGAGUCCUACGAGGGAUGAUUGGGCCGCUAUCCCGGCCUACAAUGGUCAAUUGAUCCUAGCCUCGCACCUUGCAUAUCGCCAUUCCCAAACUUCCGACUUUUCUCCCAAAAAGCUGCGAACAAGCAAAGCUGGACAGCCUCAGCAGAGAAGAAACUCGAGACAAAGGCACUGUCUGCGUGCUGAUGCCCUGCAGAAUCAAUCUGGUCUGCCGUCGCGUCUCAAUGCAAGCCGAGAACCCUGCACUCUGAGGCUGCGACUGGAGAUUCAUCGACAGCCCCGAGGGCGAUAUAGAUCGGCUAACGGAGCUUCAGCACCGCACAUUCCCUAUGGCGCGCCUCCAGGCUAUGGCUAUCCGGGCGCGGCGCCUGGCUUGGCUGCUCCUCCUGGCUUAGGUGAGCAUCUCUCUCUUCCCCUUCCUCUUGGACCCCCUUCGAUGAUGCUGACUCCAGGCCCCUCAGGUCCUCCUCCAGGCAUGUCUCCCGCUCCGGGAAUGGCCCCUCCGCCGGGCAUCCAGCAAGCCAACGUGCCUCAAGCUAAUCGUCCAAGUGGUCUGCCACCUGCAUUCCAAGCGCCGACCAACAUGCCCAACAUCAACUUCAAUGCCCCCGUUAUUCGCCUGGGCACUGGAGCCUCGGGUGGUGGCGGCAGAUCCGACGACCGACCUUCACAAUCAGGAGGAAGAGCUGGGCUCGGCAUGGAGAGGGGUUCAGAGCAAGGCCGAAUGGCGGCGCGAGAGAGCAUGCAGACGCUGCUCCCACCGACGAACGACGAGAAGCUGCGUACCAUUUUCCUACACCAACUACCCGAGGGAAUAGGCGGUGAUGAGGGCACGAAGAAGCUACUUGGAGCAGUUGGCAGGCUUAAGCGCUGGGACGCCUUCGACAGCGUGUCAGAGGAACGGAAGGGAACCAAGUUUGGCUUCGCCUUGUUCGAGGACAUUGAUUCGCGGAUAGAGCAAGCCCGUGAGGCCCUCAAACUGGUUAUCCGAGAGCUAUUCCGCCCACCUGUUGUCGAGACUGCUGACGCCAACGGCGACGUCGCGAUGGGAAAUGCGGUGGAUACGGAGGAGAAUGUGGAGGUGGUCAACAUACCCCUGGCUCAAGAGGACGAGCUGGCAGAUAUCCCGCCCGACAUGAGGGAGGUCGUGGCGGGUGAAAUUGCCGCUUUCCGUGAGCGAAGCAAUCAGCGCGAUAUGGAGCGCUUGCAGCGAGAGGAGGAACUCGAGGAAAGCGAACGACGACGAAACGGCCCAGGCCGAUCAAGACUGGCCUCGCCGCCGAGGAACUCGAACAAUGUGCCACUGGGACCUCGAGGCGUUUCCGUGCCCAACGCGCCGGCCGGACCCAAGGGCCAGAACGGGCCGAACCGAGGAGUGUCCUUUGUUAACGGAGGGGUCAACAAUGCAGACGGUACGCUGAGACGGGAGGAUGAGGACACAGAUGCCAGUGACGAGGAGCUCUGGAGGAGACGCGAGGCUGAGCGCAAGGCUGAAGAGGACAAGAUGUAUGCCGAAGCCGAGCGCAAAUGGGUCAACAGAGAACGCUCAAGACAGGCGGCCUUGGAGCGAGAGCGGGAACGGGAAAGGCAUGACCAGGAGAACUUUGAACGCAGAAAACAGGAGCAGCUGGAUCGAGAAGUGGGAUGGGAUGACGACCGAGAGGCCGCGCGUAAGACGCACAUCUACUACCGAGACCACGCCGCCUGGGCCAGGAAACGAACGGCUGAACGGAUUGAGGAGGAGGCGCGUGACGAAGCCGACCGGCAGGCCGAGAGGAUUGAGCAAAGCCGCGAGCAGGCCCGGCUGGAGCAGGCGCGUGGCAUGGCGGAUUCAUUCCUGGACCAGCAAGCUCAGGAAAUGGAGCAGCGCGAAGCUGCCGCCGCUGCCGCGGCGCCUCAGCCAUUCAAGCUGUCACUCGGCGCAGCCGUACAACGAGCACAGGCCUCACGAGCGGCACCGCAGCGACGCACGAUUGCCGAAGUGGAGGGUCUGCUGGACGACGAGGAGGUCGAAUCUACAAAGCGACAGCUCGUCCCUAUCCAGAUGGACGCCUCUUCUGGUGCUGCUGGCAUGACGGAGGAGGAAAUCUCGCAGGCCGUGCGCGCAUUGGCGCAGGAGAUUCCGUCGGAGAAGGAAGGUCUCUGGGCGUGGGAAGUCAAGUGGGAGUUUAUGGAUGACGCGGUGGUGCGCGACAAGCUGCGGCCGUUUGUGGAGAAGAAGAUUGUCGAGUAUCUGGGUGUGCAGGAGGAGAUGCUGGUGGAGGCCGUUGAGGAGCAUCUGCGGAAGCAUGGCACGGCUGGCGAAUUGGUGGAGGAGCUCGAAGGAGCGUUGGAUGACGAAGCAGAGGAUCUGGUCAAGAAGCUGUGGCGUAUGCUCAUCUUCUUUACCGAGAGCGAGAAGCGAGGCUUGCCAGCUUAA
Messenger RNA from Trichoderma citrinoviride, 4266 nucleotides. RefSeq lists its product as hypothetical. Gene Ontology annotation, biological process: mRNA processing. Lineage: Eukaryota; Fungi; Ascomycota; Sordariomycetes; Hypocreales; Hypocreaceae. Gene Ontology annotation, cellular component: spliceosomal complex. The coding region runs from base 1 to 4266 and encodes 1421 amino acids. The transcript has 7 exons. Gene Ontology annotation, molecular function: mRNA binding. The record is from RefSeq and is a predicted model, not a curated record.